AUGAUCACUCCUCUGCUCCUUGUGCUCUCCCUCGGCAAGGUUGUCGAGUUAGGCAAAGAUGAAUUCAACACGCUGCGCAAUUCCGGCGCCUCCAUGUCUGUUGUCUUCUAUGCCCCGUGGUGUGGACACUGCAAGAAUCUGAAGCCAGAGUACGCUAAGGCCGGGGCAGAGCUGGAUGGUGUUGUGGACCUUUACAUGGUUGACUGCACCAAUGAGAGCAACGGGGGGAAGGAUCUCUGUGGGGAGUUCGACGUUCAGGGCUUUCCCACGAUAAAGAUGAUAAACACUGAGAAGGAUAGUGUGCUCGACUAUAACGGCGCAAGGGAGGCGAAGGCUCUUCGCUCGUUUGUCCUCUAUAACAUGAAGAAGCCGUUCAGGGACCAUAGGACUCCAAAGGCCUUCCUGGAAGCCGUGAAAGCAGCGAAGGAGGACGGAAAGCUGCACCUGUUUAUAGUCACUGAGAGCAAGGCAGCCAGCAGCUAUCUCUUCAAGCUGGCCAAGAAGGUGUCCGAGAAGAUGUCUAUUCACGUGCUCCUCAACAGUACGGCGGACAAGAUCAAAGAGCUCACCGAGGGCGGCUUGGAGAAGCACAUCUCUGCUGGAAAGCUCUCCCUCUUCACUGUCAAGAAGAGUGCCACGGAGUCCUUCAGCGGGGCCAACACACCUGGCGAGAUAGAGAAGUGGCUCCAUAACCACGCCAAGUGA
Molecule: messenger RNA, 705 nt
Organism: Giardia duodenalis
Lineage: Eukaryota; Fornicata; Diplomonadida; Hexamitidae
Product: Protein disulfide isomerase
Exons: 1
Coding region: 1-705 (234 amino acids)
Biological process (GO): response to endoplasmic reticulum stress
Cellular component (GO): endoplasmic reticulum lumen
Molecular function (GO): protein disulfide isomerase activity; protein-disulfide reductase activity
Source: RefSeq, a predicted model, not a curated record